AUCCUUGAUUGAAUUUCAGAGCCGCAAGUGGCCAUAAGAAGCAACGAUGGUUAACGGUCGUAUUCCCAUCAAAACCAGUAAAACCUACACCACUCCCAGGAGACCUUUCGAGAAGGCUCGUCUUGACCAGGAGUUAAAGCUUAUCGGCGAGUAUGGUCUGAGGAACAAGCGUGAAGUCUGGAGGGUUAAGUACAGUCUUGCUAAGAUCCGUUCCGCUGCCAGGGAGCUUCUCACCCUCGAGGAGAAGGAUCAGAGGAGACUUUUCGAAGGUAAUGCGCUUCUGCGUCGUCUUGUACGUAUUGGAGUACUCGAUGAAGGUCGCAUGAAGCUCGAUUACGUUCUCGGUCUGAAGAUUGAGGAUUUCUUGGAGAGACGACUCCAGACUCAGGUGUUCAAGCUUGGACUCGCCAAGUCUAUUCACCAUGCUCGUGUUCUCAUCAGGCAGAGGCACAUCAGGGUCAGGAAGCAGGUUGUGAACGUACCCUCCUUCAUUGUCCGUCUCGACUCCCAGAAGCACAUUGACUUCUCUCUCAAGUCACCCUUCGGUGGCGGCAGGGCCGGACGUGUCAAGAGGAAGAACGCCAAGAAGGGAUCUGGAGCUGCUGAUGAGGAUGAAGAGGACUAAACUGAAAAUCGUCGCCGAUUCGUCGGUGGCAACCGUACAUUGCCGCUCCGCUGAACAAGCCAGGAGCGGUGCUUUUACUCCGGUCUAAUCUAACUGGGUUUUUCAGAAAA
Eurytemora carolleeae is the source of this 735-nucleotide messenger RNA. It is a transcript of the gene RpS9, whose product is annotated as 40S ribosomal protein S9. The coding region runs from base 47 to 625 and encodes 192 amino acids. The transcript is spliced from 6 exons. Gene Ontology annotation, cellular component: cytosolic small ribosomal subunit. Lineage: Eukaryota; Metazoa; Arthropoda; Copepoda; Calanoida; Temoridae. The record is from RefSeq and is a predicted model, not a curated record. Gene Ontology annotation, molecular function: structural constituent of ribosome; rRNA binding. Gene Ontology annotation, biological process: translation; positive regulation of translational fidelity.